Messenger RNA from Penicillium macrosclerotiorum, 186 nucleotides. RefSeq lists its product as uncharacterized. Bases 1 to 186 code for a protein of 61 amino acids. The record is from RefSeq and is a predicted model, not a curated record. Lineage: Eukaryota; Fungi; Ascomycota; Eurotiomycetes; Eurotiales; Aspergillaceae. The transcript is spliced from 2 exons.
AUGCCUUCAAAUGCGACAGAGAAACCUCGUUUCUUAUAUAUCCGUUCCUCCGAGUCAUUUAUUGUGUUGACCGUUUCGGUAGCCCUCUUUGUUAUUAUUCCUAUUAUACCGAAGGCAAUCGUUGACCGUGCCGGAGUGCGACCAGAAGAUGGUAAAUUUGAUUUCGUCAAUCUACACAGGCCAUGA